Messenger RNA from Cavia porcellus (domestic guinea pig), 2823 nucleotides. It is a transcript of the gene Slc27a4, whose product is annotated as solute carrier family 27 member 4. Gene Ontology annotation, molecular function: long-chain fatty acid-CoA ligase activity; long-chain fatty acid transmembrane transporter activity. Lineage: Eukaryota; Metazoa; Chordata; Mammalia; Rodentia; Caviidae. Gene Ontology annotation, biological process: very long-chain fatty acid catabolic process; medium-chain fatty acid transport; long-chain fatty acid import into cell. The record is from RefSeq and is a predicted model, not a curated record. Bases 304 to 2232 code for a protein of 642 amino acids. The transcript is spliced from 14 exons. Gene Ontology annotation, cellular component: endoplasmic reticulum membrane; microvillus; plasma membrane.
CGUGCGAGAGGCGGUCCUACGGGCCGGCCCAGCCCGUUCGGCGGCGGGGGCCGGGCGGGGGAGGGGCGCGGCGGUGGCAGGCGGGUCCUGUCGGGCGCGGAGCCGCCGAGUCUCGGCUCUGCGCGCCAGGGCGGCCGAUGCCCUCCGCGCUCCUCGCUCCGCUGCCGCAUCCGAGCUGCGCUGGGACGAGGCGCCGCACCGCGGGGCCCACGCCGCCGGGUGAGCAGAGGCGCGGGCGGAGCUUUCUGGUCAUCCCUGGAACCUCCAGGAGUAGGAAGUCAAGCCAAAGGCCCUUAAGUCACAAUGCUGCUGGGAGCAUCUCUAGUGGGGGUGCUGCUAUUCUCCAAGCUGGUGCUGAAACUGCCCUGGACUCAGGUGGGAUUCUCCUUGCUGCUCCUUUACUUGGGGUCUGGUGGCUGGCGUUUUGUCCGGAUCUUCAUCAAGACCAUCAGGCGAGACAUCUUCGGCGGCCUGGUGCUUCUGAAGGUGAAGGCAAAGGUUCGACGGUACCUUCGGGAGCGGAGGACAGUCCCCCUGUUGUUUGCCUCUACGGUGCAGCGCCACCCUGACAAGACGGCCCUAAUCUUCGAGGGUACAGACACCCACUGGACCUUCCGCCAGCUGGAUGACUACUCAAGCAGCGUUGCCAACUUCUUGCAGGCCCAGGGCCUCGCCUCGGGCGAUGUGGUUGCCCUGUUCAUGGAGAACCGCAAUGAGUUCGUGGGGCUCUGGCUGGGCAUGGCCAAGCUGGGUGUAGAAGCGGCGCUCAUCAACACCAACCUCCGGCGUGACGCCCUGCGCCACUGCCUCACCACCUCAAAGGCACGGGCCCUUGUCUUUGGCAUCGAGCUGGCCCCAGCUAUCUGUGAGAUCCAUACCAGCCUGGACCCCUCGCUCAGCCUCCUGUGCUCAGGUCCCUGGGAGCCCAGCUCAGUACCCACCAGCACAGAGCACCUGGACCCUCUGCUGGACAAGGCCCCCAAGCACCUGCCCUGCCACCCGGACAAAGGCUUCACAGAUAAGCUCUUCUACAUCUACACGUCGGGCACCACAGGGCUUCCCAAAGCUGCCAUUGUGGUGCACAGCAGAUACUACCGCAUGGCUGCCCUAGUGUACUACGGAUUCCGCAUGCGGCCCGACGACAUUGUCUAUGACUGCCUCCCCCUCUACCACUCUGCAGGAAACAUUGUGGGCAUGGGGCAGUGCCUGCUCCAUGGCAUGACGGUGGUGAUCCGGAAAAAGUUCUCAGCCUCCCGGUUCUGGGACGACUGUAUCAAGUACAACUGUACUAUCGUGCAGUAUAUAGGUGAGCUGUGCCGGUACCUCCUGAACCAGCCGCCCCGGGAAGCAGAGACCCGGCACCAGGUGCGCAUGGCGAUAGGCAACGGCCUCCGACAGUCCAUCUGGACGGACUUCACCAGUCGCUUCCACAUCCCCCAAGUGGCCGAGUUCUAUGGAGCCACCGAGUGCAACUGCAGCCUGGGCAACUUUGACAGCCAGGUGGGGGCCUGUGGCUUCAACAGCCGCAUCCUGUCCUUCGUGUACCCCAUCCGGCUGGUGCGUGUCAACGAGGACACCAUGGAACUGAUCCGGGGGCCCGAUGGCGUCUGCAUUCCCUGCCAGCCAGGCCAGCCAGGCCAACUUGUGGGCCGCAUCAUCCAGCAAGACCCUCUGCGUCGCUUUGACGGCUACCUCAACCAGGGUGCCAACAACAAGAUCGCUCAGGAUGUCUUCAAGAAGGGGGACCAAGCCUACCUCACUGGCGAUGUGCUGGUGAUGGACGAACUGGGCUACAUAUACUUCCGGGAUCGCACAGGUGACACAUUCCGCUGGAAGGGUGAGAAUGUGUCCACCACCGAGGUGGAAGGCACACUUAGCCGCCUGCUGGACAUGGCUGACGUGGCGGUGUAUGGUGUCGAGGUGCCAGGAACCGAGGGCCGGGCUGGCAUGGCAGCUGUGGCCAGCCCUGCCAGCAGCUGUGACUUGGAGAGCUUUGCACGGGCCUUGGAGAAGGAGCUGCCCAUGUAUGCCCGCCCCAUCUUCCUGCGCUUCCUGCUGGAACUGCACAAAACAGGGACCUACAAGUUCCAGAAGACAGAGCUGCGGAAGGAGGGCUUUAACCCGGCCUUGGUGAAAGACCCGCUCUUCUACCUGGACUCCCGCAAGGGCCGCUAUGUCUCGCUGGACCAAGAGGCCUACACCCGCAUCCAGGCCGGCAAAGAGAAGUUGUGACCUCCACCCCAGAGGGGUCCUGGGCGAUGCCAAAGCAAGCAGGGCCUGAACCUCAGUGGCCCCGAGAUGUUGACCCCCUCCUUCCACAACUGCCGAGUGUCACACUGCCACCUCCCCUGCCCUCCAGGGCUUUCUGUGAAAGCCUUGUAUUCCAAGUGAUGCUGUCCAGGCCCCGGCUGAGACUGAGGAGCCCCCCUCAGGACAGUAUCUGGAUGAGGCUCGGCAGGGAGAGUGGAGGAGGGAACUUGUACAUAGGACCAAGGCAGGCAGUCUCCGACUCAGAAAGCCAACAGUGGGCAGGGACAGAGGUGGCCAUAGGUCUGGUGGCCAGAGGGGACCCUUGCCUUAGCCUUGCCUGCACCUCCAAAAGGGGAGGAAGAGCCAGUGUGGCCCCAUUCCCUGCCACAGCAGGUCAGGACAACGCCCAUGUCUCAAAACCCCACAUCCUUGUCUCCCUGGGAGUUUCUAGCUGUCCCUCAGAGCCUUUUGUCCUUGUGGGUCUGUGUCACCUUUUUCCACCGCAACCCUGGCCUGCCUGAGAAGAAGGAUAGGAGGGAGGGCUCAGGGGCCAAUAAACUGUCUUGACUCCUA